UCCAUUAACUUUACAGACCGAAAUUAUUAAAGUAUUAAACUUACUUCGAAACUGAAAAUAUGAAUUAGCUAAGAAUUAUCUUGUUUCUCAACGUAAGCUGAAAACAUAGUUUGGCUGACUUUUUUGUUGGAAAUGGUUUAAGGUGGACAGCUGAAAACUCUAAAAAACUGUAUAAAUUUAGUAACUUAAACAAACUGUUGCAAUAUGAAUUUUAAGUUGUUUAAGAUGGAUCAGAAUAAGUUUGUACAAACCUGUCCAAUCAAAUUUGAUCUGCUAAGUCCGAUAAAACUGAUUGUCAACAUCGCUAUGAAACAAAAGCAUUAAGAGUUAAAAGCUUUAUUUCAAGAAAAAGUUUUUAACUCUUCAACAUGAAUUUUUUGUAUCAACUUGUUUUAAUAUUAAUUAAUAAAAUUUUAAUAAGUUCUCAAACUUGUGUUGAGUCAUUCAAUAUAACAAACCAAGACAAAUUACUUAAUAUCGAAUCAAGAAAAAAUGGAGAUUAUAUAAUUCGUUGUGUUUUCUCAAUCUCAAAUUCCGAUAAUUGUACAAGAAUAUCUUAUGAUGGGCUGCUUAGAGUACUUGCUGUUAAGUACGCAAUUAAAGAAAUAAAGCAGUCUCAUAAAAUGUUGCCCGACAUUUCAGUUGGUUAUAUAUUUAACGAUGCUUGUUUCAAUAUGCCAAAAACAAUGGGUCACGCUAUAGACAUUGUAAAAAACUAUCGCCAAAACUACUGCAAACUGAAUGGAAAAAAUGGUUGUGGCUUAAAUAGUAGUAAUGUUGUAGCUGUUGUAGGGGAAUAUUACUCAUUUACAACUAUCAACUUUGCUAGUUUGUUGAGCCUUCAUAACAUACCUCAAAUAAGUGAUGGGGCAUCGUCGCCUCUUCUUUCUAAUAGAAAACGGUUUAAAUCGUUUUUUCGUACUAUACAGCCCGAUGAUGUUCAAAUAGAAAUAAUUGUUGCAACUUUAAAAAAAUUCAAUUGGAAAUACAUUUUUGCCAUUGGAUCCGAUGAUGAUUACGGCAAAAUAGCUUUAAACACUUUAAGGAAAAGAGUUACAGAAGAAAACUUUUGUGUAGUACAAGAUGUUUACAUGCCGCUUAUAAAUUCACCCACUCAAAUGCAAAAGCAUGCCCAAGACAUUGUAACUAAAUUACAAAAUUUUGAAAAAGCAAAAGUUGUUAUUAUGUUUAAUUAUGCAAAGGGGAUGGGAGAAUACGUACUAAGAGAGGCAGAGCAUAGAAAUAUCACACGUCUAUGGUUUACAAGUGAAGCUUGGAACCCAGAAAUUCUUACAGCUGAUGUUCCUAAAAAACAACUAGAAUCUCUACUGUCAGUAUCACUCAAAUAUGGUAAUGAAAUACCAUCAUUUAAAUUAUAUAUUGCCGACACUGUCAAAAGUGAAUAUAACUGCGAUAUUUGGCUAAACACACUAAUAAAUAAUGAGUUUAAAUGUAAUGUUAAAAGAAAGUCUGUUGAUAGCAAAUAUUUAUUAGGUAGUUCUACAACAAAUGAAAGUUGUAAUGUUUCAAUUGAUAAUAUUAUUACUACCUUAUACAAGCAAAACUUAAACCAAGUAAACUAUUUGAUAAAUGCCAUAACUGCAAUUGGUCACAGUCUUCAUUACACUGCUUGUAAUAAAACACAAUGUCGUGCAAACAUUUUACCAGCAGAAAUUUUAGAAACAUUAAAAAACGUUAGCUUUAAUACAACAUCUGGCCAAUUAUUUGAGUUCGAUUCUGAUCAUAAUCCAAGAUUUUCCCAAUAUUCAAUCGAACAGGUUCAUUUAAAUGGAUCAACUGCAGCAUUUGUUGAUGUAGGCAGAUGGCAUUCACAAAAAAUGUUACUCAAUAUAAGUUUAGAAAAAUUGAAAUGGCCGUCUUGGUCUCGCUAUAGUUUACCAGUCUCUAUUUGCAACAAUGAUUGUCAACCUGGGUAUAAGGUUGAAGGAGAACAACAUUGUUGUUGGACUUGUAAAAGAUGUUCAGUCUCAGAAAUCAGUUAUUCAUUUAAUGCUAAAAACUGCUCUCGUUGUCCUGACGACCAUAACACUACAGACAACAUAAAAUGUGUUCAAAAAAGAAGAUUCUAUGUUUCAUAUUCUCAUCCCAUUGGGAUUUUCGGCAUAAUUCUUAGCAGUAUUGGUGUUUUUUUAAUGUUUGCUUUAUCACUUAUAUUUUUGACAACAAAAAAAAAAAUUAUUUUGCAAUAUAGAGUAGAAUUGUUUUUCUACAUUUUGUGCAUUGUGUCAUCUUUAUCUUUUUUUUACACAUUAAUAGAAUUAGCGCAACCUUCGAAAACUAUUUGUCUUGCUCGAUAUAUAUAUAUUUUUUUAAUGUUAACGUCAUACAGUUUGAUAAUAUUUGGAAUGAAUUUAUCAGUUCAUCGUUUUUUUGCCAAGUUAGUCACAAGAAAAGGAACAAUUCUCUUAAGUUUGUUUAUUUUUUUUCUACUAUCAUUUGAAUUAUUUUUAUUACUUUUAACGCUAAGAAAAAGAACGACAUAUGCGAGCAUUGUAAAUACAGAUUAUGAAAUCACAAAAAUAUGCGCAGUUGACCGUUCUGUCUACUCAUUAUUAGCAAUAAUAUUCCCAUUAAUGUUGCUUUUGACAGCCACAGUCUUAGCUUUUUCAGAGAGAGAUUCCAAGUACUACCUUAACGAACUAAAGCACUUGUAUUUUUUUGGCAUGUCACAAUGUAUCAUAACUGUAGCAUAUAUUUUGUCAAUUAACCAGGUUAAUGCAUUGUUUCAGACGUUGGUAACAUUGAUUACUACAAACGGAUAUGGAUAUGCUUUUAUAUUUUGUCUUGCUUUUCCAAAAGUAUACGGUACAUUGCAAGCAAAAAAGUCAAAGAACGAACCAGACUUGAAAACAAAAAAAGUCACAGAACAAACUUAACCUGCAAAGAAACAAUUCUUCAAGACAAUUUUUAAAUUUUUUAGUUAAAAUUUGCAUACCAAACAAUAACUUGAAAACAUUUCCCAAGUAUUUGAAUAUUGUUGUUGCUAAAAGUUUUUUUUAUGGUUACUUAUCAAAGUUUACGUAGGAAUUAAUACUAUAGGACAAGGUACUCCACAAGGUCCACAACUUUAGCGGUCCGUUGCAAUUUGAUACAAGCAUUUGAGUUUUUUCAAAAAAUAAAGAUAUGUAUUAAAAAAAUAAUUAUUUCUUAUAAUUUAAUGUCCUCAAAAGAACAAUUUGAGCUA
Molecule: messenger RNA, 3205 nt
Organism: Hydra vulgaris (swiftwater hydra)
Lineage: Eukaryota; Metazoa; Cnidaria; Hydrozoa; Anthoathecata; Hydridae
Product: extracellular calcium-sensing receptor
Biological process (GO): regulation of synaptic transmission, glutamatergic; G protein-coupled glutamate receptor signaling pathway
Cellular component (GO): plasma membrane
Molecular function (GO): adenylate cyclase inhibiting G protein-coupled glutamate receptor activity
Source: RefSeq, a predicted model, not a curated record